Brassica napus (rape) is the source of this 420-nucleotide messenger RNA. RefSeq lists its product as uncharacterized. The coding region runs from base 1 to 420 and encodes 139 amino acids. The transcript is spliced from 2 exons. The record is from RefSeq and is a predicted model, not a curated record. Lineage: Eukaryota; Viridiplantae; Streptophyta; Magnoliopsida; Brassicales; Brassicaceae.
AUGUUUAAGUAUCUUUUGAGACUUGAAACUCCUAACAUCAACAUCAAGAGUGACAAGGAGAGGAGACUUCUCCAACUCAAUGAGUUUGAUGAGAUUAGACUGGAUGCUUUUGAGAACUCAAGGAUUUACAAGGAGAAAACCAAAGCCUUUCACGACAAAAAGAUCUUCAAGAGAGAAUUCAGUGCUGGAGAUCAAGUGCUUCUCUACAUUUCUAGACUGAAGUUGUUUCCCGGGAAGCUCAAGUCAAGAUGGUCCGGCCCUUUCAAGAUCAAGGAAGUUAGGCCAUAUGGGGCAAUUGUGUUAUGGGAUAGGAAUGGUGGAGACUUCACAGUCAAUGGACAAAGAAUUAAGCUCUACAUGGGAACCACGAUAGAGGAGAAAGGAAUCUCGGUUUCACUCUCCGACCCCGAUUCCGCCUAG